This is a messenger RNA of Mesoplodon densirostris (Blainville's beaked whale), 5517 nucleotides long. RefSeq names its product kirre like nephrin family adhesion molecule 1 (gene KIRREL1). Lineage: Eukaryota; Metazoa; Chordata; Mammalia; Artiodactyla; Ziphiidae. Gene Ontology annotation, cellular component: cell-cell junction. The coding region runs from base 123 to 2444 and encodes 773 amino acids. The transcript is spliced from 15 exons. Gene Ontology annotation, biological process: cell-cell adhesion. Gene Ontology annotation, molecular function: cell adhesion molecule binding. The record is from RefSeq and is a predicted model, not a curated record.
AGGGGCGGGCGCGGGCGGGCGGGGGGCGGGCUCCCGGGCUCCCCUCCUCCCCAGCCCGCUCGUCUCGCUCGCUCGCCAACUCCGGGCCCCAGCCGCGGGCGGGCGGACGGCGGGCGGACAGCAUGCUGAGCCUCCUCGUUUGGAUCCUCACUCUCUCCGAUACUUUCUCCCAAGGGACCCAGACCCGCUUCAGCCAGGAGCCAGCCGACCAGACUGUGGUGGCUGGACAGCGGGCCGUGCUCCCCUGCGUGCUGCUCAACUACUCGGGGAUCGUGCAAUGGACCAAGGAUGGGCUGGCGCUGGGCAUGGGCCAGGGCCUCAAAGCCUGGCCACGGUACCGGGUCGUGGGCUCUGCAGAUGCUGGGCAGUACAACCUGGAGAUCACAGAUGCCGAACUCUCUGACGACGCCUCUUACGAGUGCCAGGCCACGGAGGCCGCCCUGCGCUCUCGGCGAGCGAAACUCACCGUGCUCAUCCCCCCGGAGGAUACCAGGAUUGAUGGCGGUCCUGUGAUUCUGCUGCAGGCAGGCGCCCCCCACAACCUCACGUGCCGAGCCUUCAAUGCCAAGCCUGCUGCCACCAUCAUCUGGUUCCGGGAUGGGACGCAGCAGGAGGGCGCCGUAGCCAGCACGGAACUGCUGAAGGAUGGGAAGAGGGAGACCACCAUCAGCCAGCUGCUCAUCAACCCCACAGACCUGGAUAUUGGGCGUGUCUUCACCUGCCGCAGCGUGAACGAGGCCAUCCCGAGUGGCAAGGAGACGUCCAUCGAGCUCGACGUGCACCACCCUCCUACGGUGACCCUGUCCAUUGAGCCACAGACGGUGCAGGAGGGCGAGCGCGUCGUCUUUACGUGCCAGGCCACAGCCAACCCUGAGAUCCUGGGCUACAGGUGGGCCAAGGGGGGCUUUCUGAUCGAAGACGCCCACGAGAGUCGCUAUGAGACGAAUGUUGAUUAUUCCUUCUUCACGGAGCCUGUGUCCUGUGAGGUUUACAACAAAGUGGGAAGCACCAAUGUCAGCACUUUAGUCAAUGUCCACUUUGCCCCCCGGAUUGUAGUGGACCCCAAACCCACAACCACGGACAUUGGCUCUGAUGUGACCCUCACCUGUGUCUGGGUUGGGAAUCCCCCGCUCACCCUCACCUGGACCAAAAAGGACUCAAACAUGGGGCCCAGGCCUCCUGGCUCCCCACCCGAGGCUGCUCUCUCUGCCCAGGUCCUGAGUAACAGCAACCAGCUGCUGCUGAAGUCUGUGACCCAGGCCGAUGCCGGCACCUAUACCUGCCGGGCCAUCGUGCCUCGGAUCGGAGUGGCCGAGCGGGAGGUGCCACUUUAUGUGAAUGGGCCCCCCAUUAUCUCCAGCGAGGCCGUGCAGUAUGCCGUCCGGGGUGAUGGUGGCAAGGUGGAGUGUUUCAUCGGGAGCACACCACCCCCGGACCGCAUUGCAUGGGCAUGGAAGGAGAACUUCCUGGAGGUGGGGACCCUGGAACGCUACACGGUGGAGAGGACCAAUUCAGGCAGCGGGGUCCUGUCCACGCUCACCAUCAACAACGUCAUGGAGGCCGACUUUCAGACCCACUACAACUGCACAGCCUGGAACAGCUUCGGCCCAGGCACAGCCAUCAUCCAGCUGGAAGAGCGAGAGGUGUUACCUGUGGGCAUCAUCGCCGGGGCCACCAUCGGCGCAGGCAUCCUGCUCAUCUUCUUCUUCAUCGCCCUGGUGUUCUUCCUCUACCGGCGCCGCAAAGGCAGUCGCAAAGACGUGACCCUGAGAAAGCUGGACAUCAAGGUGGAAACAGUGAACCGGGAGCCACUCACGAUGCAUUCUGACCGGGAGGACGAUGCUGCCAGCGUCUCCACGGCAACCCGUGUCAUGAAGGCCAUCUACUCGUCCUUCAAGGAUGACGUGGACCUGAAGCAGGACCUGCGCUGUGACAGCAUCGACACCCGGGAGGAGUAUGAGAUGAAGGAUCCCACCAAUGGCUACUACAAUGUGCGUGCCCACGAAGACCGCCCGUCUUCCAGGGCAGUGCUCUAUGCUGACUACCGUGCCCCCGGCCCUGCCCGCUUCGACGGCCGCCCCUCUUCCCGCCUCUCCCACUCCAGCGGCUAUGCCCAGCUCAACACCUACAGCCGGGCCCCGGCCUCUGACUACGGCCCUGAGCCCACACCCCCAGGUCCUGCUGCCCCAACUGGCACCGACACCACCAGCCAGCUGUCCUACGAGAACUAUGAGAAGUUCAAUUCCCAUCCCUUCCCCGGGGCAGCAGGGUACCCCACCUACCGACUGGGCUACCCCCAGGCCCCUCCGUCCGGCCUGGAGCGGACCCCGUAUGAGGCAUAUGACCCCAUUGGCAAGUACGCCACUGCCACGCGGUUCUCCUACACCUCCCAGCACUCGGACUACGGCCAGAGGUUCCAGCAGCGCAUGCAGACGCACGUGUAGGGCUAGAGCCUGGCCGGGGCAUCUCUGCGGGGCAGAGGAGAAGGCUCUCACAGCUGUUCCCUGAUAUUCAGGGGCAUUGCUCGUUGUUGCUCCCGUCCUGGACCAGCCUUCCUCCUCCCACCGUGGCAGGCAGGGAGCAGGUCUCCCGGAAACACCCCGUCCCGAGGAUGGUGCUCUGUGCAUGCCCCAGCCUCCUGGGCCUGCCCUUCCCUCUUCUUCGGGAGGAUGUGUCUCUUCUGAUCUGCACUCUCGCCUGGCCCCAGCCUGGGGACGGGGAAAGUGAAGGUUGCGGAGAGCAGAGGGGGCACUUUUUAGCAUUCCCUUUCUAUCCCACCCCUCUGAUCUCCCGUGAGUAGACAGGGGGUCAUGUGGAGAUGAACAGGCUUUGGCCCAGGGGGCAUGAAGUGUAGGGGUGGGUGGCUCUGGUACAGAUAGGUGGAAGUGGGACCGCCUGGCCAGUCCAUCUGUUGUCUGCGUUCAUACCUUGGAUGCAUCUCUCCCUCCUUGGGACUGCAGAAAGGACCUUGGAUUUAUUUAGUCCUGGCACCGAGUUCAGAUCCAGCCCUCCUUCAGCUGGGAGUAAAGUGCCAGUCAUCCUGGUUGCCCAUGGGGACACCCGUCUGCCUGCCUGCAGAGGGAUCCAGGUAUGUCCCGUAGUGCUGCCCCCUUUGCUUCUCCUCUGUGCUGGGCCGGCCAGAUAAGCCAGGGGGUCGUGAUGGAGAAGGAAAUGUCAGGAACCAUGUCCUGAGUCACUAGCCAGACAGCAGUGUGCUAUAUAGCAGUUUCCAGAACCCACGCUAGAGUGAGCCCCCCGCAAGCCCCCUCCCCUCCCCAGUCUGCCCCACUUCCUGGCUUUAACUCUCUAGCAUGCCUGGGGAGUGGUGGGGUGAGGGUGGGAGUGCGAUAGGCUAAUUUUCAAAGACAACAAAAAACAAUAAACACCUCAUUUGGAGAAAAAAAGCAAAAAAGCUGUAGGGAGUCCCCCACCCAAGUACAAGUCCCAGUGGAAAGGAAAGGGGGCAUCUGUUCUUCAUCAGAUUCCCAACAUCUUCCAUUACUCUUUCAAUCUCGAAGCACUUUGAAUCCAUUUUUAAACAUUCAGGCGGUGAGACCUGUCAUCCGAUGGGCCCUGAUAGGACAGGGAGGGGCCUGGCUGUCAGGCUCUGCUGUCCCACCCUAGGGCCAACCAGCUGGUUAGAGAGGCCACCUUCCCGGGGGCAUGGGAGAUGUUCUCUUUAGACGGGUUUUCGUUUGUUAAGUGUCUGUUUUUUUCUUGGACCAAUCAGAUUCCUUCUUCCAGUUUCAGUGCCUUGAGUGUCCAGCUUUGGUUGACCGGCCCUGGGUGGGUGGCUGCACAGGGAGCAGGUUUUGUGAGCGCAAACUCACUGCCAAGUGUUGCAGAGUUUAGGGGACAGACGGGUGAGGGGCCCUGGUAAGAGGAAGGGCGGACCUAGUAAGGUCACGCGGAAGGGCACUGCAGGCAGCCACGGCCCAGGCGGCCCCCCACGCCCACCCUCACCUCCAUCUACACACGUGCACACACGCCUGCACAUGCAUUCCACAUUCUCAGCCGCCACCUUCUGACCAAAGAGAACCGGCGCUCCAAAGAGAACUCACUCCCCUGCCCCGGCCUCCCCUUUCCACGAAGCAGGGUCUGCUCUUCCCCUUGCUGGGCCCUGAGCCGGCAGGUCCUCUGUUGCAAUCCCCAGAAUGCGCUUUGCCCUUUCUCGUGGUCGCCGUUCAUUAGUCAUGUUCGCUUUAAUGAGUUACAUGCCCAUCAGUCACGGGCCAUCGCCACCUUUGCGGAUGGCUCUGUGGGGUGACAUUCCUCGCCAUCCCUUGGCUGGUAAGGACCUGCUCGUACCCAGGAAGAAAGUAGUUCUAGUUCCAGCCUCUCAAACUGCCUCUGCAUCCUCCUCCACUUCACCGGGGGCAAGUCCCAAGGACCGGUCCUUACAGAGGCAUCAUACAGGCUCCCAGCGCUAUGCUAUUCCACCCUCACCCCUGGAAGCUGACUCCUUCCUGUGGAUUCCUUUUCUGUGAGCUCAGUGACAAGGUCUGUUAAGGAUGCAGGUUCCUGUGCAAAUUCAUGCAUAUUUUGAUGAUUUUCACAGAAGCCAUGGGUAAUCUAAACAGUUAAAAUCUAAAGAGGGUGGCUUUUAAAACAGGAAUAUUCCAAAAGACAUUUACUUUUGUUAGGGGUUUGGCCACAUUCGCUUGUUUACUCCUUUUUGGUUUUAGUGCUGGGUCCAUUCUGUUGAUGGAGAGGAGGAGGCCCUGAGGUCACUCGGUAACUCAGCUGACACUGCAGGAACCAUGGGUUUUGGAAGCCAGAUACAGAGCUACUUCCCUGUUCGCUGUUCCUUAACACGUUACAGUACCUGGGUAUCAAGCAAGCACCGUGCAAGGCACAGGGAGAUGUCAGCAACCAAGGCCAUCUCUGCCCUCUGCAACUUGCACUCUGGUCUGACCAGAAUCUGAAUUGGGACCGACCUGUUAAGCCAGUGGAAUUGCUUUUCUGGGGAGUGGCAGGCGCCCUUGAGCAUGGAGGGUUGCUGUCUGAGGCUGGAGUCCCCCAGCAUGGUGCCUCAGUACUUGAUGUGGUCACUUUGGUGAUCCUGACUGCCUUGGCCAUUUUAGUUUUGGUGGGAAGAGCAAGGGGUCAGGAGACGUGGGACCCAGUUCUGAAGCUGCCAUUUACUGAGUGACCUUGGCCUAACCUCUUUAGGUUCAUUGUCCCCUAUUUUCUGGUCUUUAAGAUGAGGAGGGGGGAGAGUUGCACAAACCUCGAGUUAUCCUGCUCUUGCUGCAUUCAUUUGGUGAGGUGGAAGGGCCUGCCAUCCCUAGCAAGGAUUUGGGAACAGUGACUGAGCAGUGGAGGGAUGGGAGAAUUGAAAGGUUCUCCUAUCUUGAAAGAAGCUUUCACUGUGGGCUUCAUCAACUUGUCAGAAGUGUUGUGAAUGAAUUUCCACUAGAAACCCCUUAAUCCCAAACAGCAACAAAAAGCAUAUCCUAAACCUCAGUGAAAUUGAUGUGGGUUAUCCUUUGGCCAUUGUGCUGCCCCCCACUCAGA